AUGGAAAGUCUCGGGACCACUUGCUUUGCAGCCUUGCGGCGUCUGCGGCACCUGGUCCUUGCAAGGCUGAGUGGUUGCAGUGCUUCAUGUGAGGAUGAGCCGUGCAAGCUAUGCCCGUCGGCCAAGGCGCAGCGAAAAGACAUGUGGAAGGAAGCCCAGCAAAUGGCACAAGGAAUUUUACGCGAAUGGAUGGAAGAACAUCCAGGUGAGAUGAUGCCUGACGUGGUGCUGCAUCUAUGUCAUGUGAAAAUCAAGGAGUCAUUUCCCCUGGGCGAUCGAAGUCAAGAACUUCAGGCCUUUGUCCGCUAUGCUCACUUGGACUUGCUCAGGGUGAAAGACCCACCGAGGAAGCUGCGUUCCGAGGAGGACUGGCAACGCUUGUUCCCUCGCUACCCCGCUUUGGACAAUGGCUUUUUGGUCAGCUUCGAACCAUCAGAUUCGCUCGGUAUCCGAGAAGCUUUACACAAAUAUGGAUUCUGCAUCGUGAAAGUUCUCACAAGAGAAGAAUGUGAGAAGAGUGUCAUCGCAAUGUUUGAGGAAAUCAAUUCUCUGCGCAACAAGAAGGGCAUUGAAGGCCCCUUGAUUGAGGUAGAUGAUCCCUCUACAUGGGCUGACAAGAACUGGCCAUCUUCCUCAAAAUUUCUGAUCGACUCAAUUGCCCUACACCCGCAAGCCUUUGCCAACCGGUGUUCCAGGGAAAUCUACAAAGCGUUUCAAAACAUAUUCGAAGAGUCGCGUUUGCAUGUUUCUGUCGACAAGUGGGGAGUGGCACGUGGAGCCAACGACAGGCCAAGAUGGCGAGUAGGUCUGAAACCGCAUUGGGAUGUGAAUCCCUGGCAAUGCCUUAGAGACCUUGAGAUGGGCAAUCCAGGCUACCAAGGUGUGGUGGCAUUGCGUGAUCACGACCUGGAGACCGGCUGUCAUCUCACUCUUCCAGGCUGUGCCCACUUCCUGAAACAAUGGAGUCUUGAACGGAAACUGGAGAAAGUCUCGAAGUCCAUGAAAUCCUUCAGAGCAGCUGAAGACGAUCCAAUUCUUCGGUACAUGCAACCUGUACCCCUGCAGCAAGGUGAGAUGGUGAUCUGGUCUGUUGCACAGUUGCAUGGCUCUACUCACAACAAGAGCGACAAGAUGCGUUUGACACAGUACAUUCGCAUGUUUCCCGCUAAAGAAGCAGAGUGGAACAUCAACUACGAUGAUCGUGACGGUUUCAGUUGCACCAGAGUCCUGCCUAAAUGCCUUCGAGCGGGAGACUUGGACCACAGUCAGCUGGAAAGUCUAGACCACUUUAGUCGGCAACUUUUAGGGCACACCUAUGCUGUGGACGCAGUUUGCGUGGCAGACCAAGAUCGCUUCGUGUCUGGUGGCCAGGAUGGCCAAGUUAUGCUUUGGUCGAGUGCUUCUAAGAAGCCCCUGGCCACAAGCUCAUUAGGAGAAGGGAAGUGGGUGGCUUCCCUUGCUGCGAUCAAGCAAUCCAAUGUCUUUUUCUCCGGUUCAGUGGACGGAACGUUUCCUGGCUUGAUGCUCGCAAUCCCGCACCUGUCCUUCUUUUCAAGUUUAAGUUACUUUGGCCAAGCCCCUGGCUUGAUUGUACUUGAAGGACAUCAGUUUCCUCACAUUGACCUGCGCCACUAG
Molecule: messenger RNA, 1635 nt
Organism: Durusdinium trenchii
Lineage: Eukaryota; Dinophyceae; Suessiales; Symbiodiniaceae
Source: the annotation of a GenBank genome assembly